AUGUCCAUCAUCGUCGAUCGGCUUUGGGCCUAUUGCUUAGCGAGUAAUAAGGCCACUAAGGAGUGCGAGCAGCUGAAAGAGGAAAUUGUAUUGCCGUCCAAGGUGGCUUUUGGGGCGUUACAAGCCGAGGCUGAGGCGAGAUUGAAGACCAAAGAAGAAAUCAUUCGAGAGCGUAAAAAUGGCACUUUCAAAGGAGAAUGGGACGCCGCUCUUGCUUUUGCGGGGGUUGCACUUGAUUCUCCUCAACAACAUAGGUACACACCUUCCCUCAUGGUGGUAGAGGUAGAGGAGUCUUUAGAAACCCCUCCUGCUCUUCCCCAGGUCAAUAUCCCCCAUCCCAAGGUUCCUCUUAUUCCUUCGGCUCCAUCCGCACUUGCAGCUCCUCUUGCCCCCACAAUUGAUAGCCUUUUGAUUGACAUGGAUGCGCUCCUCGAGGAUGAUAGU
Messenger RNA from Ilex paraguariensis (yerba mate), 444 nucleotides. NCBI's taxonomy places the organism in Eukaryota, Viridiplantae, Streptophyta, Magnoliopsida, Aquifoliales, Aquifoliaceae. The record is from the annotation of a GenBank genome assembly.